This is a messenger RNA of Porites lobata, 389 nucleotides long. The record is from the annotation of a GenBank genome assembly. NCBI's taxonomy places the organism in Eukaryota, Metazoa, Cnidaria, Anthozoa, Scleractinia, Poritidae.
ACAGCUUUUUGUUUAGUUACUACAAUCUGUGCCUACAGAAAAAUCUUCAUGUCUCUGCGUCAUAACCAAAUUCAUGGUCAGAACCAUGUUGUUCAAGGACAAUCGAGCCAAGUAAAUACACUGAAUAAAGCUCGAUACAGAAAGGCAGUGUACAGUGCACUGUGGGUGCAGGUAACAUUGGUUAUUUGUUAUCUGCCGUACAGUAUAGCUGUAGCUUUCAGAACACUUCAAGGGGGGAUGCUUAUACCUACUUACCUUGCUAUAAGGAAUUUACAGUUACUUUAGUGUUUUUAAACUCGUCGUUAAACCCCUUGCGGUACUGCUGGAAGAUCACAGAAGUGAGACAAGCUGUAAAAGAAACAUUACAACAACUACACUUCUGUACCUGA